Ophidiomyces ophidiicola is the source of this 4353-nucleotide messenger RNA. RefSeq names its product Rho GTPase activating protein (gene BEM3). Bases 1 to 4353 code for a protein of 1450 amino acids. Lineage: Eukaryota; Fungi; Ascomycota; Eurotiomycetes; Onygenales; Onygenaceae. Gene Ontology annotation, molecular function: phosphatidylinositol binding. Gene Ontology annotation, cellular component: cytoplasm. The transcript has 2 exons. The record is from RefSeq and is a predicted model, not a curated record. Gene Ontology annotation, biological process: signal transduction; regulation of GTPase activity.
AUGUCGCAUCCACGGCGGCACGUCGCUGAUGCAGAAGGCCAAUCUCCUCCCUCACGCCCGCUGAACCUCCCGCCCGGCCCUUCCUCCUCGAUCUCCCAGCCCAGACCCGCCGCCCGUGCUCCGCCCGACCAUCCAUCUGUCGCUGCUGGGACUGCUGCAACCCUAACACCCCGGCUCAUUUCGCACGCCCUAGCCCCUAUCGCCGGCGCCUCUCCACGCCCAGCGGGAGCUUCGUCCAACACUCGUUCACGCCAGCCCACCACGCCAUCUCAACGCCCAUCGCGGCACGCUGCCACACCUCCUUUGCCCGUCAAGAGCUCCGGCCGCACGCCCAAUUCUACCGCCCUUUCAGGCUUUCCCGUGCCGCCGACCGCCAGAGCCCACUGCGCGUCGCCCACGCCCAGCUUGUCCUCCAUCUUGUCCGCCUCUACGCUGGCCGCUGGCCCUUUGGUCGAGUCACCCGCCUCUGCGCUGCAUCACCCCAGCCAACAUACCGCCAGCCUCGCAUCCUCCUCCGGCUCGCACACACCUUCCACCCCAAACCCUAUUCAUGUCUCCGCCAUGGCAGAGAGCACGGGUCACAGGUCGGUUCCACGAACUUCCUCAAUAGAUUCUGCUAUAUCAUCGCUGUCGUCGACUUCCCAUUCACAUAAGUCGUCCCUGGAUGCAAAUGUAACCCCUGCGGAUAUUGCAAAUCUGAUCUCAGCAGCCGGGUCGCCGGAAGCUGUGAUUAUACAUUUGCUGAAGGAGAAGCAGCAUGCGGCAUCCCAGAAUGCACAGCUUUGGAAAUUAGUGGAUAAACAACGGACAAUGCUCUUGGCUUUGAACAAGGAUCUCGAGAGGGCAGUAAAGGAAAAAGAGAAAUACAAAAAAAGGCUGAGAGAGUACCAGAACACCCCACCACCUCUUCCUUCUACGCACCCGCAGAACAAUGACAGCCAAGACAACGGAAUCUCCGAGACUGGAGAUUCUACCCAACACCAUGAGACUGCUCUCCGAAUGCCACUUCGUGUAGGAGGCACUAGUGGUACCGCUCCCGAAGCAUGCCCAACCCCCAUGAGCUUGCUACAAGCAGCCGACACAGACUCAAAAAUCCAGACGGGUGUGACCAAUGAUGGCUCCUCUCCUACAAUCGAUUCCCCCUCAAGCCCCGAACUUAUAGAAAAUAGGAAAAGUGGUCGCGAUGACGAUGGAGUUGAUCACCCUAGCGUUACCUCAGAUACAAGUCAAAAAACCGCCACCUUAACCAAGGGAGAUAUUCUUCCAGCCCCCAGUGGCUCUAAACUCCCUAGCAAAGGAACAAAAGUCCCCCCUCCGUCGAGAAAGCCGCCUCCAGCGCCCCUACGACUAGACGAAGCGCAGAAAGUUAAGCUACCUGUUAUUCUAGAUAACAGAAAAGACUCUGAUUCCGAAUAUGACGAGAACCCGGGCCAUAGUGAAAUAUCAAAUUUGGAACGUGGCAGGAGAAGAACCAGGGAAGAGGAUGACUGGCUACGGGAUGCCAUAAUAACCAAAGAACAGGAGGCCCGCAGCCGGUCUAAUAAGAAGAAAGUCAAACAUUUCGAGCCCCCGGAGAGUGUCCAGAAAGAACAAGCCCAGGCAUUCCUUGGUGUUGGCCUCCCGUCAAGCCCGCGCUCUGGGGUCUCGAGCUCACCAUCUCCUAGGCUAGUUGCCGUCAACUCCCCUCCCCCCGCCCAAUUAUCCUCUGUUUUGCAACCCGGAGCCAGUGACGCCAGCGGCUCUGAUAGAUCGCGAGUUGCUUCGCCCUUGAGUCCAGGACUACCCCAAAGUCCCAGACCAGAGGAUCGCCCAAUAGGGUCACCAAUACCACGCUUUCCUAAAGACGGCGGAACGCUGAUGUCCCCACCCCUUUCACCCCAGAUGAACCCAGGCCAGUUUCAGAAUAUACUUAACCCAACCGGUGCCCACCUCACUACCCAAAACGAUAAGGUUGAAGAAAUACAGUCGACUUUUGCCACUGAUUUGGAGAUCACCAACGACAUUCCAGUCUACAAACUAACAGUCGAGAAAGACAGCCCCGUUUCUACUCGCGAGACGCCUCAUACCAUAUAUCGUGGCAUGGUCUCUUCCCAAUAUCCAGAUCUGCUUCUUCCACCCAACUCGCUACCUUUGAUUGAUGUGAAGGUUUCAUCAUCCAGGCUACGCCCAUCGCGAAGUAGUUACUUAGCUUUGAAACCUGUGGAAGAAGAACCAGUUUUUACGUUAAGUGUCUGUUCCCGAACAAACGGUAUUGAGCUCUGGCGCGUCGAAAAGGCGAUCCUAUCUUUACCGCAUUUUGACCAGCAAGUGAAACAGUUUUCAGGCUUUUCCGGAAGCUUGCCCGAACGGUCAAUUUUCAGUGGUCACUCUCCCGCGAAAGUUGACGCCCGUAGAGCUGCUUUAAAUACCUACUUCAAAGCCUUGCUUACCCAGCCAAUGGAUGAAGAUGCGGCACUGGUAGUAUGCCAGUUUCUCAGCACUGAUGCUAUUGAGCCCCGUGACGACGAAUCCAAUUUAUUGCACGGGCCAGGGAAUGGCAAACCCCCGAUUUCGUUUGGGCCUGAUGGUAAACCAAGAAAGGAAGGCUAUUUAACGAAACGAGGAAAAAAUUUCGGCGGGUGGAAGUCGCGUUAUUUUGUUCUCGAUGGGCCUGAGUUGAAGUACUACGAAUCUCCUGGUGGACCUCAUCUCGGUACCAUAAAAAUCCAAAAUGCGCAGAUUGGCAAACAAUCCCCUUCUGGCAAAAACCAACCUCCUUCUCAGGUAGAAGAUGACCCAGAGAAUCAAUAUCGACAUGCAUUUUUGGUUCUAGAACCAAAAAAGAGAGAUUCUUCCGCAUUAGUUCGUCAUGUUCUAUGUGCAGAGAGCGAUGCGGAAAGAGAUGCGUGGGUUGAGACACUGCUCUGUUACGUUGAAGCUCGAGAUCCAGACGAUGAAUAUCAAGGAUCCCACUCCCAUAUUUCUAAGUCCCCUUCUGGCGCCAUUCCUAGGGCCCGUGUCCAAACGAAGAAGGGAAGCUCAGAAAACGUCCAUUUGGGACGAGGAGAAGUGCUUCAAGCACUUAGUUACGAUGAUGUUGUCGCUGCUGAAGCCCCUAUCCGCGGUCCUAGUGGUGGAAAAGCCUCUCCUCCUCCUCUUAGUUCCAUACCGGAUUAUUCUGCACGUCAAUUUGAUCCGGAGAACUCUUCACCUACAUAUAAAACCAUUUCUGCCCCUACCAACGGUAUGAGAAUUCAGGACGCGGGCGCCUGGGGUAACAAGACAUCUGCCACGUCCACGAAAGAGAAGAAACGAAGUAUCUGGGGAUUUCGCAGUACUGCGGGAAUGGACUUUACUGGUCACAACUCGAGACGUGACUCUAUUGGCUUUCCCUACGAUCUUCCUCUGGAUCGAAAGGGGCCAAUAAGACCAGUAUUUGGGCUUCCUCUCGCCGAUGCGGUAGAGUUUUGUGGCCCUCGAGAUUUUGACUGUGGACUCCCUGCUGUUGUUUAUCGGUGCCUCGAUUAUCUACGAUCGCAACAUGCUGAGUUAGAAGAAGGCAUAUUUCGACUUAGUGGCUCCAAUGUCGUGAUUAAAGCCUUAAAAGAGAGGUUUAACACGGAAGGCGACUUGGAUUUCUCAGAGGGGGAUUCGUAUUACGACGUUCAUGCGGUUGCCUCUCUCUUUAAGCAGUAUCUCCGAGAGUUGCCGACAACGGUACUUACGAAAGAGCUUCACUUAGACUUUAUUCGUGUUCUCGAUUUGGACGAAAAACGGCAAAAAAUUGCUGCAUUCCAUGCUUUGGUGCAUAGACUUCCCAGGCCCAACCUGGACCUUCUCAAAGCCUUAUCCCAGUUUUUGAUAGUCAUUAUCAACAAUGCGGAUGUGAAUAAAAUGACAGUUCGCAAUGUUGGUAUUGUCUUUGCACCGACAUUAAAUAUGCCCGCCCCGGUUUUUUCCAUGUUCCUCACGGAAUUCGAUGCGAUUUUUGGAGAUUUUCUCCCUGGGAACACCACGCAACCAGUUGAAAUUUCGGUCAAUAUUAGCCAUCACCUCACGCCCGAAGAUAUUCGGUCCCCUAGACAACAAAUGUUUUCUAACCUUCCUACGCCUUCAUACCAUCAAAACUCCUUCGAAUCCCAUGGGACUGAAGGAAAUGUACUCAAGUAUCGUCAGUUCAAAUCAGACAAUGACACUGGGCUGAUUCCUAUGCGACCUUCCUAUGAUCCACCUCCCAUUCCUGAGCAGCGGCAUGAUGGAACGGGAAGUUCGCUCCAAGUGCAGUCUACCAGUGGUAUGCUGGCGUCGAAUAACCCAACAACGAAAAAUAAGCGCAGGGAGAGCUCUUUACUUUUUAUGGGUAUAGGGAAAUAA